This is a messenger RNA of Branchiostoma belcheri (Belcher's lancelet), 15366 nucleotides long. RefSeq names its product E3 ubiquitin-protein ligase RNF213-like. NCBI's taxonomy places the organism in Eukaryota, Metazoa, Chordata, Leptocardii, Amphioxiformes, Branchiostomatidae. Gene Ontology annotation, molecular function: ubiquitin-protein transferase activity; ATP hydrolysis activity. The record is from RefSeq and is a predicted model, not a curated record.
AAUCAAUUUGGGACCUUGCGGUUUGGAGCGGCUCACAAACAACAAGACUGUGGUUGACUGAAGAUGGAGUGUCCGGGCUGUGGAGAGACAGUGGGAGCCAAGCAGAAGUUUUGUCAUGAGUGUGGGACACGGCUGCCGAAGAGACAGAAAUUCCAGGACAUUGGUGAUGGAGGAGGGGUCGUUGUUCCUACAUCCAGUACAGCAUCUGCAGUGUUAGCAGCAAAACCUACAGAAGAGCCAGACAGCAACAAAGGAGGACCAGAGUCCUUGAAGGAUAGUACAAGCAGCCUACAUGUAGGAUGGGAGAGAUCUUUGCCUGAUAAAGGCCCAGUUUCUCCAGCCAUCCUGCUGGCAGAUUGCGUGCAGAAGUCCGUCCAGCUGGAGAGUCCUGUUCAAGAAACCAGUAAAGGGCUGCCAGGUGAUCUAGAGGCGAGGUGUCCUCCUAAGCCACCAGGUGAUGCAACAAAGACUGUAGCAGAUAAGUCUGACAAAGACGAAGAAUCACGGAAGGGGGAUGGGAAACUAAGUAAGGAAAGGGUUCAACAGGAACUGGCAGAGGACAAAGAGCCACAGUCCCAGGCUCUUGUUGGGUCAGAGGCAUCAGAGCAGGCUAAACCAGUUGCUGAAAGAACUCAGACCAAAGCUUACGUACAAGAAAUCAUUCACCACCCUCCCAAGGAUGAGCAUAGCUUAGAUACCAUCAAGGACACAGCCCAUGGAGAAGACAUGGAACAAGGGAAGGAGAAGACUUCAGUACCGGAGACUGGUCAGCCUGGUGAGGACACCCAAGACAUGCCUUCUGCUGAGACAAGCAUGGGAGAUGGAAAAGAUGAGGGAGACAGUCAGGAUGACCCUUCUACAUCUGAUGAUCAAGAUGACCCAGUAAAAACGAGAAAACAGAAGAAGGCGGAACGUAAGAACAGAAAGAGACGAGAAGCUGGAGACAUGACAAAGAAAGAACAGGAAAAUCAGUCCCCACCCAGUAAGACUUUACACCAACCGGAACUGACUGGCCAGGAUGAAGGAGGAUCAACAAUGACCUUGCACUUCCAUGUCCUUGUCUCCCCUGACUUCAAAAUGAAGCCAGAGCUCGAGGUGGAGAGGGUUCAUGUCAAAAGUGACAUAGUUGCCUGGAAGAGCCUUGCUGUGCUUGAAAUUACACGGAAUCUGAAAGAUGGUUAUCUGGUAGCAGAAGGCAAAUGCAGUAUGAAUCCUAAGAAGAUAAGCAACAAAGAUGUGCACUUCAAGUAUGCCGUUGUAAAACAAGAAGAGAAACCUGAGAAACGUGUGAAGUGGGAAUUCAUCCACUGUCACAUGAGCAAAAGUUUGAUUUUCAACAGAUGCUUCAAGCUUACACCUGAAGAGUGCCAAGCAGGAGGUGAAGUGCACCUGUACCAUGAUACAAUGCAAAUGGAGCAUGGAUCUGGAGUUAAGGAAAAGGUUAAGACACUCAUAGGUUGGACUAGUAGGGAGGAGAAAGUUGCCCAUGAUCGCCAGAUUGCCCUCCACACAUGGUUACCACAAUGGAAAGGCUUCACAUGUGAUGAAGAUGCUGAAGAGCAACCAGCAUGUGAUGUUAUGAAGCAUGUUGAGGAUGUGUGCCGUUGGAUGGAGAACAGCCCGAUUUCGGCUGACUAUCGUAUUUGGAAGUGGGAGCUUGGAAAGUUUUCCAUCACAAAAGUACUGAUGGAGUACAUCAGUCCGAAACUGGACCAACUGGAAAAGACGGAGCACAAGAAGGAGAGCCCAGAGGAAGCCCAGACACGAAUUGUGUCUGCCCUCUCCCUGUGUUGGCUGGUGAACAGGUUCAGUCUCGCCCUGACUGAGAAACAGGUACACACCCUGUUUGAGGGGCUCCUCAUCAGGCCUGAUGUAAAGGACAAAAGUUGCCACGAAGUUGAGGCCUUUUCUCUUCACUUCUACCAGGAUGGAAGGCUGAAGGAGGUCACAGAUGCGGUAGUAAACCUCAUCAACACUGCUAUGUCAGGAAAUGCAUUGAAAUCAAGGUGGCUGCUGGCCUUGCCUGUACUCCACUUUCUGAGGAAUGAGUCGUCGCCUUUCAAACCAGUAGUGCCCACAACAGACUUCCAGAAAGCUUCGCCGGAAUGGUUGGGAUUAGAAGGACUGGAGUACAGACGAUUCAAGGACGACAUCAGAGAUAGUUCCACAGAGAACUCACUGCUCCUUGCAGUAAUGAAAGAGCUUGACCCUGCCUUGUUUGAAGCUGACAGGCUGCUUGAGCGAUCAUGUGCAGCCAUUCUCACAAACAAGGAACUGUUGGACCUCCUGACACUGAAGCCAAUCAGCCUGCCAACUCUGUGUGCAGCCAUCGCUGUAAAUGUUGCAACUGGGUAUUCCCUAUCACUCCAGGAAGAUAGACAGGAGUUCCAGUCACUUCUUCAGGUUCUUGAGACAGCAACAGCACUUGCUGCUGGUAGUAGUGUCACUGAUGAUACUGCAGACAAAGGGGAUGAUGCAACAAGAAAAGAGGAAUGUCAAACCUUCUGCAUUGCGAACAAGGUGUUGCUGAGCUGUUUGGAUGUCUGCACAGACCUUGAUCAUCACCCGAUCCUCAUUGGUGCAGUACACCUGGCUGCUGCCUGUUUUUAUAAUCUUUGGACACUCCUGCACUCUGCAACAGAAGCCAAGGCACAAAACACGCUGACAAGUAUGGAGAAACUCGUUAAUGAGGCAACUUCCUUCAUGAUGACGUGGUUGGAUAAUCACCUGAUUAUGAAAAUCUCAGUCUCCUCUUAUGCGGAUGGGGAAGAGAGUAAGGUAUGGCAAGGUGUUCUCAGUGUAGACUGGGGAAAGGAAGAGGUGAACAGCUUCUGGAACGAAAUCCUACUGGGGAUGUUACAUCAGCGGCUCCUUGCUAUCACCUCAAUGGAAUGUGUGGAGCUGUUCUGUUCUCUGGACACCUCCACCUUCCCCCAGCACCUGGCACAGUGCUACAGCGAUGCAGCUUUUGACGCAGUGGACAAUAUUGUUAAGAGUGAGAAUGGUCAGCAGAUUGUUAACAGCUAUGCAAGGUCACCAGAUGAGUCCAAACGCAACUAUGGCUGCUUGUUCUCCAGAAUGCUGUGCCGAACAUGGCCAGCAACCAACGAUGGAAGAACACCACCAACAGACGAGCUUCUUCGACACAUGCUCACAUGGCAACCUUGUGCUGGGAUCCUCAAACUCUUUGGGGAGGUAUCAGACCUGGUGGCAUUCCUUGAUGUAGAGAGUCAAACCCACAUUGCCUCCUACAAGUCCCUCCUGGGCACGGCAGUCCAGGAGCUGACAAAGGGCAGCAUCAUCAUCAGCCACCUCCAGCUCCUCCUGCAGCACAGGAAACAGUUCCUAGAACUCUGCAAUGCCGUGGCUGUCAGCAGUACAAAGGAAGAAGAGGAAAGUAAAACCAAGAAGGCCAAAGGAAGUGGAAAGCGCGAUGCAAACAUGGUGGUGAAGGUGGAGGAUACUGCCUGGCCCCUCGAGCAGCUUGAAAAGGUUCUUGACUGGAGAGAAAGGGAAAUGGAUGCAAUCAAGAUGGAAACAAGGCAGAUUGAGUGUUUCCUCAGCAUGUGUGAAGACAUCAAACCAGUUGCGUGUGAAGAGCUGAAGCAAAAGGUCCGAAGAGACAAAUCAGCCAUGUCCCUGAGCAGGCUGUGUCAACUGGUGGCUGGCAACGACAUUGCCAAAGUUUCCUUUGACCUAACUCAACCACCCAACGUCACCUACUUUGGCAUCACUCCUGCGAUCAGGGAGAUGUUGUUCCAUCUGGAAAACCUCAGCAAAAGUACCGUCUUCAACAAGAUCUGGGAGAAGAUGAGACCAACGCAGCCUGGUGAAGAGGAGAAGGACCUACCCAUACUUUCUGUGGAUGGCGUUCUCGGCCAAGUGUGGACGCCUGCCUACCAGAAGUGGCUGGAACUGAGGCAAAACGUCCAAGAUGGAAAGAUCACACUUCAGGAUGUUGACGAGACGUUUGGGCAGUUCAAGAACGAGUACAGGAAGCUUGAGUACGAGCUGAAGAUGCUGGCGAAGAAUCCAAGAGAGGGAUGGAUCAAGGAGCGUGUGCUACAGAUACAGCAGUACCACCAGCUGAACAAGCACCUGGAUGCAGCAGAAGUGGUGAAAGACGUCAAGGAAAAGUACAACCUGAAGGGAGACUUCAAAGGAGUGGAGAUCCUGCUGCAUUCGAAAAACUGCAAGCAGAAUCCACUGAGUUCCAUCAACAGGAAAGUGGUGAAUGCAGGGAAGCUGCUGAGGGAGAUGACAGAGCAGAAGAUAGAUAGCAUCAGGACGUUUGUCAAGUGUCAGCGACUCGUGAACUGGCUGAGAACAAAGAUCCAUGGUACCAGGGAACUGAAGGUUCUGGCCAGCAUCUCAGCUGGAGAGAGUGACAUUGAAGUGGACAAGGUGAACUGCCUCCUGUCUGCCGGGGUGGGGUAUGCACCGCUCAUCUACGACCUGAACGAAGACUCCGACUUCGACACGCUGAUGAAAUGCUGCCGGCAGUUCUGGGCUGCCCUGAAGAAGGACAAACACCUGCCCAAGAAACUGAUGGACACCUGUCGUAACCUGAAGUGGCUGAAGGAAGUGAGUGACUCCCAUGGUUCUGUGGAGAUGUCCUCCCUGUCUCAGACAGAAGCCAUCAAUGCCAGGGGUGUCUACGAGAUUGGCUGCUUUGGACAAAAUCAAUCUCUGAAUGACUUGGAGUCAGUGGUCCGAUUGCGAGUAGAAGGAGCAGAGCCUAAGGAUGACAAUGAUGAUGAUGAAGACAUGGCUGUGAAGGAGUACAACCUGUCCAUGCUGAAGAGUCUACAGAGUAAACUCAUGCUGCUGGCUGGGACAGCUGACAAGGGCAGCCAGGAAGUGGACAGAUUUGUGGAGAUUCUGACAGGUGUGACGAGACUUGGCCAGGCCUACGUUUACCUCUACAAUGCCGGAGCAGUCCUGUUCAACAACUGGAAUGCAGUCGUGUACUGCGAAGGCAACAGAAAGGUCAAGGUCAUGGUCAACUUUGGCUUUGGCACAGAAGCCCUCCACGGCACAAGGGCAGCCGUUGAGGACCAACUGACCCAACUGGCUAAGUACAUGGAGGAGUGUCUGGACAAGUGGCUUGGCACCAUGGACAAAGCCAGGCUGGAGUACGACGAACUGAAUCACUUCACCACCAAGCAGAUCGUGGUUCUCCGUAAAGCUCUGGCAAUGAUCAACCUCAAUGAAAUGGCAACCCCCCAAGUCCUGGCCUUGUUGUCCAGCAUCAAGCCACUGUGCACUGAGGAAGACAUCAGGAAGGCCAUGUCACGUGUUGUGGGUGACGUUGAAGCAAUGGAAGAAGAGAACGUAGAAGAAGAGCAAACGAAUGAAGAGACAGCAACUAUGUUGUUCAUGGAUGAGGAGAAAAGAGAGGAGUUCGUGGAGAAGCUGAAACAGAAGGUGGCUGAUUUGACGGAUCGCGUUGCCACGGCAGCCAUGAAGGCUACCAAUGGAGACAUGGAAAAGGCUGUCAGUUGGUGCAUCAGCAACAUGGAUGAGGACGAGAUCAUCGACAAGUACCUCAACAGCAAUGAGGGAGAGGAGGAAAAAAUGGUUGCUGAAAAUGUGGAAGAUGUGAUUCCAGAAAUGGUAGAAGACAGCAGUAUCAUGAUGUUAACUUCCAUACAGGAACCCGUGUCCCUUGCAGGCUUCACCAGUAUGUCACUGUCCAGAGAGGAACCCAGGAAAGAGACGAUGAUCAAAAGAAUGGAGUCAGUUUGGAAGGAGUACCUGACCACUGUCAAGUCCACCACGUUUGAGGAGUACAUCAGCAUUGACCACCUGGCCUUGGUGCUGAGGAAUCUUGCCAGCACUGCAAAUAUCGCUCUAGGUCGACACUGGCCAAGCCAUUUCAUACAUGCGGGCAAGCCCAACCUUGUAGUGUGUCCCCAAGAUGACAUCUGGCAGACAGUGUUGUCCCUGUACAUGCAGGGCCAGACCAGACAACCUCUCCCCUCCUUCAGGGAGGUGCUCAUCUGUACUCCACACACUUCUCUGGAAGAGGUGGUCCUCCUGUGGAGAAGAGCUGUAGGAGACCAGACUGGAGGGAUCUUCUGUCUGGUCGCUGCUGACCAGCUGGACUAUGAUGUCAGCGUCAGGGCAGAGGAGAUGAGGUGCAAACUCUUCCAAGGAAAAUCAGACUACCAUGUCGUUGUAGUGUGUGCAUCAGAGAGACAGCACCAGUCGUACAUGGUGACUGCCCUGGACCAGUACAAGGUGCCCAUCCCACAUGUGUUCUCCCAUGAGCGCAUACAGGAGUAUCUGCUGUCACAGUUCCAGCUGCAGCACGCUGGCUCAACUCUGUUGGCAUCCAUGGUAGAUCACCAACGGUCGUCUGUACGAGUGGUAUCUUCCCAGCGUGCAGGUGUCGGCAAGUCCCUUGUUGUCCAGUGUCUCUCUGAAGAACUAAGGAUGAAGCUUCCCAGGAGGCUGCGGAGGAGACUGUCCUACAUCAAAGUUCCUCUGCACGAGGCUACUGUGAACAACGAUGCAGUUCUGGAGGCGCUACUCCCUCAUUCUGUCAACCCAGCCAGCCCCUUUCCUCGAAUCAUCCAUCUGGACAUCUCUCCAUUGGUUCAUAAUGGAGUGGACUGCCUGCUGUUUAACCUGUUGGUGUUGGGUAGUCUGGUGGGGAGGGACGGGUCUGUGUGGAGACGUCUCCCCUGGGACCUGUAUGUGGUGGAACACACCUACAAACCACAGCCUGCUGACACACAGAAGAACAGAGAAGAGCACAAGUCUUUUGUGUCCAUGCUUCCAAGUGUGACUUGUAUAUCUCCCAGACAGACCUACAGCUUGCUGACAAAAAAGCAACAUGAUAUUCCAGGUUCGCAUCAGGUGAAUGAGGUGAUGUUCAGGAGUGUGGAGUACCAGCGUCCGUACCAGUACCUCCGGAGGUGGAUGGCCAACAUCAACCUGGACACCUUCGUGUUCACACCCACCAGCACAGAAGGAACCCAUCAGGAAUUCCUACACACAGUUCUCAGUUACUGUGGCAUGGAGGAUCCAUCCUGGGCUGAGCUGCUGCACUUCCUGUCCUUCCUGAACUACCAGCUGCAGGACUGUGAAAACUCUGCCUUCUGUUUGGACGUCAACAGAGACGUCUUCCCUGGCUUCAGGAAGUUUGUUGUGCAGUUCAUGAUUAUCAUGUCCAAGGAUUUUGCUACUCCAUCCCUGAACAUGAGUGACCAGAGCCCUUCCCUAAAGGCAUCUCCUUCCGAUGAUCAGAAACAGGCAGAGAUUCAACAGUUACAGCUGAGGAGAACCUGGGAGAACAGCCCUCACCCAUACCUGUUCUUCAAUGCUGACCACAACACCAUGACAUUCCUGGGGUUCUAUGUGGAUCAGGCUGGGAGUGUGGUCAACGUUUCUGGAGAGACUCUUCUGCAGAAUGUCAUAUCUACUGACCUGUACAAGGGACUGACUCGCCAGCCUGAUGUCCAGUUCAAUGUCAACUUUGAUGAACUGGAUAGAAAUGAAAAAAUUAAGACGUUGUGCUUUGUGAUGGGCAUUCACCCGUCCAACAUAUAUGAUCCUGACCCAUCCUACGAACUAACAACAGACAAUAUCAAGAAGAUCCUGGCCAUACAGAUGAGGUUCAGGUGUAACAUCCCUGUCAUCAUCAUGGGAGAGACGGGCUGUGGGAAGACCUGGCUCAUCAGGUUCAUGUGUCACCUUCAGGCAGGUCAUGUCAAGGGCAAGAAACGUCCCAAGAAUAUGAUCAUCAUGAAGGUCCAUGGUGGAGUGAGGGCAGAGGACAUCAUACGUAAGGUGGAGAGAGCUCAGCAGAUCGCCAGGGUCAACAAGGACAGGCACAACAUCGACACUGUGCUGUUCUUUGAUGAAGCAAACACCACAGAGGCCAUCGGUCUCAUAAAGGAGAUCAUGUGUGACGGGACCAUUGCAGGGCAGCCUCUCAACAGGCAAGAUGGCUGUCUCAAGAUAGUCGCUGCCAUUAACCCAUACAGAAGACACACAAAUGACAUGAUCAGGAGGCUGGAGGAGGCAGGACUCGGCUACCAUAUCAAGGCCACAGAGACAAAGGACAGGUUUGGUCACAUCCCCCUGCGUCAGCUGGUGUACCGUGUCCAGCCCCUCCCCCCCAGCAUGUUGCCGCUGGUCUGGGACUUCGGCCAGCUCAGCAGUGAGGUGGAGGAGAAGUACAUCGUGCAGAUGGUCAACAGAUGCUUCCAGAUAAAAGCUAACAACCUACCUGGUACCGGUAACACACCGAAUGUUGUGAGUGCUGUACUGGCUGCAUCCCAGCGGUACAUGCGGAGCAAAAAGGAUGAGUGCAGUUUUGUGAGUCUGCGUGAUGCGGAGAGGACCCUGACAGUCCUGUGUUGGUUCUACCAAAUGUCUGGCAAACUGAGGGAACUAAUGCCAGAUACAGGGGGGAGCACAAGGUCUAAUGUACAUGCACAAAUAUCUGACUUCACCAGAGCUCUUGUCCUAGCCAUCGGUGUCUGCUACCACUCCCGUCUGGAGACCAGGGAAGAGUACAGAGAUUGUGUGGCGCAACAUUUCACAGACACCUGCCUGCUUCCCCAGGGACCCCAGACAGUGGAACAGGAGAUAGACAGAUGCCAGGAGGCGUUCCUUGCUGAGCUGAAGGACCAGCUGGGAGCGAACAUCGCCUGUAACACGGCGCUGAAGGAGAACGUGUUCAUGAUGGUGGUGUGUAUCGAGCUGAAGAUCCCGCUGUUCCUGGUGGGCAAGCCGGGCAGCUCCAAGUCUCUCGCCAAAACCAUCGUGGAAGACGCCAUGCAGGGAGACAAUGCACCUUCAUCCUUGUUUAAAGGACUCAAAGAGGUCCAGAUGGUUUCUUUCCAGUGCAGCCCUCUGGCCACACCAGAAGACAUUGUGAGAAUUUUCCGACAGUGCAGUAAGUCCCAGAAGGACAAGGACCUGUCCCGCUACGUGUCUGUGGUCGUGCUAGAUGAGGUGGGACUGGCAGAGGACUCACCCAAGAUGCCCCUCAAGACCCUGCAUCCACUGCUGGAGAAUGGGUAUGAGGAGGAAGACCAAGAUGAAAAUGAAGAUGAGGAAGAAGCCCCAGAUCAGACAAGGUCCCACAAGAAGGUAGCAUUUGUGGGGAUCUCCAACUGGGCUCUGGAUCCUGCUAAGAUGAACAGGGGCAUCUUUGUGUCCAGGGGGAAACCGAAGAGAGAGGACCUGACAAAGAGUGCAAGGGGUAUCUGUGAGAAUGACGACCAUGUCCUGGCCAGUAUGAAGACUCUCCUCCCACACCUGUGUGAGGCUUACCUGAAACUCUACAAUUCUCAGGACAGGGAGUUCUUUGGCCUGCGAGACUUUUACAGCCUGGUGAAGAUGGUAUACGGUUUCUGUAAGAGGUCAGGGAGACCCCCCACCAAAGCUCAGGUGGUCCACGCCGUGCUGAGGAACUAUGGAGGCAGGGAUGGCAUGGACCCACUGCAGAUGUUUGAACAAGUGCUGGGGACACUCCCAGAUGACAAGCGUGCUGAUGACCCAGACUGCACCCCCAGUGGUCUGGUCCAAGCAAGUGUCCAGGGCAUGCACUGUGAAGGGGAGAGCCGUUACUUGAUGGUUCUAACUCAAAACUAUGCAGCGCUGGGGAUCCUGCAGCAGGAGUUACUGUCCAUGUCUGACACAGUCAUCAUCUUUGGCAGCAGUUUUCCUAAGGACCUGGAGUACACACAGGUGUGUCGCAACAUCAACCGUAUCAAGGUGUGUAUGGAGACAGGGAGGACUGUGGUGCUGCUCAACCUGGAGAACCUGUACGAAAGUCUUUAUGAUGCCCUCAACCAGUACUAUGUGUACUUCGGAGGUCAGCGGUACGUGGAUCUGGGUCUGGGCUCAUCACUUGAUCAUGACAGGUUCAAAUGUCGAGUCCACCAAAACUUCAGGCUGGUAGUUAUUGCAGAGAAGGACAUUGUGUAUGAGAGGUUUCCCAUCCCACUGAUCAACCGGCUGGAGAAACACUUCCUGGCCAUCUCCACUGUUCUGACCCCCCAGCAGAAGGCCAUCGCUGACAGGCUGGAUGGACGGGCCAAGGCUUUUGCCACACAGAGGACUGCACCUUAUGAAACUGUCAAGGACCUGUACACAGUAGGAGAUGCCUUUGUUGGUUACCAUCCUGACACGGCCGCUACACUGGUGUUCCAGGUCUGUUCAGAGAUGAGUGGGGUAGACACAGAUGACCCUUUACUGGAGGAAGAGAUACUUGAGAAGGCGCAGGACCUUCUCCUCCAGUGUGCCACACCAGACGCUGUGGUCAGGCUGUCCAAGUCCAAACUGUCGUCAGAAGAAGCUGCCCUGAAGGACAAGUACUUCAAUCAGCAGCACCACUCCUGUCUGCAGAAGUUCCUGUGUCACAGGAUCCACCAGGCUAGACAGGCAGGAGGGUGGCAGCAGGGCAUACAGACACAGGUGACCACCCACUCCAAGCUGCUGUCUCAGACAGAUGCCCUGAGUCUGGCCACAGCUCUGGACCUGCCGCCAUCUCAUGUAGCGGUCAUGUCACUGCAACAGUUCGACACUGAGCUUCAGUUCUGUAAGCAAAUCAGAGAUUUCCUGACAUUAACACUACGCGAGGAGUCCGUCCUGGUGGUCCAGUGUGACUCUGGCCACACCAACAGUAACCUGAUAGCCUGCGCCCGGUACUGCGUGCAGGACGAACAGACACAGGUGGGCAACACCACGGCUCACCUGGUCUUCAUCGUGCAGCUGCCCCGCCUGCCGGGAGGCUGCUUCGUGGGGUUCCAGGGCGGCAGGUGGACGUGUGCACACAUCGACAACCUGCAGCCGCCGCAGAGUGACGCACCUGACCCUGCCCAGAUGAUAAACAAGCCAAUCAGUCAGCUGCUGGGGGGGCACAGGAAGGAGGAUGACACACGCUCCAUGGAUGUGGAUGCUGUUGACAGAUCAGUACAGAUGGAGGAGGAGGAUCCUGUCCUUGGUACUGACGCUGGUGUGGAAGAGGACAUGGAUGUAGAGGAGGAUGAAGAACCCCGGGAGGUUGCCAUGGAGAGAGAUGGAGGGGAUACUCUGGAGGGGAUGGACCUGGAUGACAUUGAGCUUGAACUCACUGCACAAAAGGAAGAGGUGUCUGUAUUGGAUGAUAUGGUGCUCCUAGUUAGCUGUAUCCAGGCAACAGCCGCCAUGCUGAAGAAUCCAAAGGAUCUGCCAAAGGAAAGGACUGUAACCAGGAUUGAGAAGCUCAAGGACCUUCUACAGGAGAGAAUGGAGAAAGGUCCCAGUUUCUGUGAUGUGGUGAAGGCUCGCAUCGUGCAGCUGCUGGAAGAAAAGGAGGAAAACAAACCAGAUGGAGGCGUGAACUGGCUGACUAAUGAAGCUGCCACACUCAAGGCUAUCACAGAAGCAGGGACACUCAGACAGUCUGCCUGGAACCACCUGUCCUCAGUGAUAGCCCCUCUGCUGGCUGAGAUUGUUGCCUACGCUGACAGGAACUGUAACCUGGACCACAUGGUCACCCCUGCUGGGGAAUGGACCGUUCCAAUCUUCCUGGACAUCCUGAGAGACCAGAACCUGGUGCCUUUCCACUACAGUGACAUGCUGUCUCCUGUUAUGAACGUACAACGGCAAAAGAUCCCAGUGCUGAGUUCAGGAUGUGGAGAGCAGCUGUUUGAGUGUAGGGUGCCCUUCUCCUGGGUCAUCCGAGGUCAGGUGGACGCCAUGCUGAAGACUGCACAGAAACUGGAAGGAUCAACUGUUGACAGUCCGGAUCAGGCACUGCCCAGACUGUUUAGGGAGUCUACAAUCGGCAAGAUUAUCCACAGAGCAGCAGAACAGGACCAGAGUGAGGAGGACAUCGCUGCCAGAUAUCUGCACGACUACGUGUGGAUGACUUACAGGAUGGUCACUACGUCUGUUGAAGAGAUAAAGAUGGUCUGCAGUGCAGUGAAAUUGUCAGCCAAAGAGCUCCAUGCCCAGUCUGGAGCAAGAGAGCCGUUCUGCCUGACCAUCCCAGCUGUCCACGCGGCCUUCAGCCGUGUGCAGGGCCGUCUGCACAACCUGGCCCAGCUCCUGGAGACCACGCCCAGCCUGCUGGACAUACUCUGUACGCUGGACUUUCAGUCAGAGACAUCAAUGACUGUAGACACCACAGCAGUGCUGGCAGUGUUAGAGGGCCUGACACCAGACGCACACAACAUGGCCACCCCUGAGGAACGACAGAGCUGGCUGGGGAAGAUGCAGUGUGUGGCUCCUGUGGUGGAGCGGGUCUUCGCUGCUGCUGCCUCCCCCGACAACAGUGUGUGCUACGGGGAGAAGAGUCUGACUCAAGUAAACAUGGCAAGAUUCCUGUGGAUCAGACUGCAGACCCUACAGAUGUUCAUGGAACACAUGUUCACUGCUGCUGACAGUGAGGAGUCCCUCAGCACCAUGCAGAUGGAAAGGCUGUGGGAGAUCCUCAGCAGUUUGAAUGAUGAUUUCAAGAGUGUGAAGACCAUGAAGAAAGUUGAAAGGUUCCUGAAAUCCUGCAAUAGUGACGCUGCUACCAAAUACUUCAGUGGAGGGGUUCGAGACUGCAUGAUUUGCAAAGAGGUGUUAACGGAACCAGUGAAGCUGCCAUGUCACCAUGUCGGCUGCCAACGUUGCCUGCGCACAUGGCUGACCCCUGAUAAACUGAGCUGUCCACUGUGCCGUGCUGCAGUGCCCGGAGAUUUCCAGUGUACCAUUACCUUGGAACUCAGGGAACCAGUUGAGAAGUACAAUGCCUACAGACGUUGCUGCAACUCUUUCUUCAUGGAGCUAGUGUCUCGCUUCUGUUUCUCUGGCGGCACGCCUCCAGAGGCAGGCGUGGUGGAGAUGCUUCUUGGCUAUGUCGUGAGAAAGAGUCAAGGAGAAAGUGCUGCCAAAACCAAAAAAUUCACGCCAUUCGAGGAUGAUUGCAUCGACCAGACACCUAUCAUCCGCUCAUUCCUACUGCAACUUCUGCUCCAAGCAAAUUCCCGGGAAGUCAUUGUUCACAUGGAGAAGUACCUGCAGGCUGCCAGAGGCUUUGUGGUGGAGAAGCAAGAGGUCAUUGAACUCUUGGUCAUCUUCAUCCAAUGCAUGGAGGACUCUUACAAGCAAGAAGCUGCCCAGUCUCAUGACACAGAGACAGCAAUGGUUAGAGUUGCUGUCUCCAAACUCCAGCAGGCCGGCAGGCAGGCACAGCAUAACCAUCCGGGUCUGUCCGUGGCCACACUGCUGUUUAUUGCCAACAUACGGUUUGCACUGUCUGUCGCUGCACAACUCCUACAUGAAUAUCAUGGGAGGAGGGCUCUCUCAGUGCAAGAGGAGAAGAAACUGAUGAAGAAGACACAUUACAGGUUGACCAAGAUGCUGUUGGACCAGGCCUGCCAGCUGUGUAAACAGCUGGAGUGGUCGCUGGUGUUCCUUCUGAAGCAGCUAUACCGCAGCUAUGGCAUGGACAGUCUGCUGAGCGUGACAGAACAGGCACAGCUGCACCAGCACCUGCAAUGGAUCAUCCCACCUAAGGCCAGGGGUGGGAAGGAGGUCAUCCCAGAUCGCUUCAUCAUGUGUGGAGAUGACUACCGACGGCUGAGGGAAGAACUGGCCAAGUCCAUGGCCACUAAGAAGAUGGACGCUGUCAAUGAUGUCCUCCAGGCUAUGAACAUUCCUGAAAAUGUGCGAGAAGUUCACCUCCUGCUGGCGCUGUACCGUGAGGUCACGGUUUCCCGAGCCGACACCAACCAGGCCCGCCAUCCAUCCCAGGAUUACAUCACUGUCUCACGCAAGUACCUGCAUGACUCUCCUGUCCUCGCCAACAAGCAGCUCGCUAUGGAACUGUUGUACAACCAGGGUGGUGGUAAUCUUGCCCUUACAGUGACACCAAACCAGCCGCCCAUCCAGAGGACCCUGUCUGCACUAGUGAUCCACACUGCUGCUGUUCUGGGUACAGGUGUGGGAGGUGUUCUACUGCCACUCCAGACCCUCCUACAGAACCCACAGAACCACGCUGUACAUCAUUCUUACUUCCCAACUAUGCCAGAAGACAUGUUGAUGGAGGUACGUCAGGCGCUAGGAGCACAGUCACUCGGCUGGUACCAGUGUACUAACGGACACCCUUACUCCAUCGGCGAGUGUCAUAAACCCAUGGAGGAAAGCCGCUGUCCUGACUGUGGGGCGGCCAUUGGAGGGCUUGACCACCGUCCUGUCCAGGGAGUGCAGGAUGCUAGAAACAAUGAUGCCACCAGACCUGGUCACAUCCUGGGUCCUGCAGCAAACAGGCCGGCUGUGCCCAUCGCUGAGCGAGACUUGACCGUUGUGGCCACCUGUGUUGUCAUACUGGUCAUGCAUGCAGCCAUGGUCAAGGCUGCAACCAAUAAUCCUCAGGGUGUUGUUAAUGUGAUCGACCCCAGACCGCCCAAUCUGUCACAGUUCCUGUGGCAGCACCUUGAACUUGACCUUCAGCAGCUGGGCCGUGCCCUUGGGAGGAGUGCAGACGAUGCAGCCCUGUUCAUGCACCUCAUCCUGCACAACCUUCUCACACCGCAGGCACAAGCAGCGGCUGCAGGUGACUGGUCCUCCAAGGCUAGGCGGACUCAGUGGGAGAAGGCCUUCAUGGUCAGAUGUGUCAACCCCAUCCUACACCAGGGUCUAGACGCCAUGCUGCAGCAGGCCAACGCAGCCCUGCACAACGACGACCGACUCAGUAACAACCCGCUCCUGCAGCUCCUGUCUGAGGAGGUGACCCUCAGCGAGAGGCUGGACCUGGACAGGCUGGCAGACCUGCCAGAGAUGUGGAGACACCGGCCGCAGAUCAACCUGGAGAGUCUGACUCAAACCAUGGCAGAGAACCAGCUGCAGCUGCCUGUGCUGGAGAAGUUCAUUGCUGAGAAAGAGGUACUGGAGGCCAUGAGACACCUGCCAGACAUCCUCCGUCUGCAGAAGCUGCUCAUCACCCAGUAUCAGGGACACAUUGAUGUAGCCGAGGCAAUGUCCAUCAAGGUCAGCGACUUCCUCAACAAACAGCCUAAAGGUGCUGUGUACGAGGAGUUCCGGCAGCUGGUGGAAAGUUUCCGUGUCACCUGGAACCUGAUACGCCACCUGCUGGCCAGAACCACAUCUCAGGCAGUGACGAGAGAGCUGUGCCAAACAACCUUUGACCCCAUCAGGACCAGCCUGUACCAUCUCCUCCCCAUCAAGAGAACCGUUGUGCCGACCUCCUGCUCCACAGCGCUGGUGCUGUUCCUGGCCAGCGCACACAACAGCUUUGUACAGGAGACACAGGGUCAUGCAGUUGCACAGAACUCUGGGUAUGAAUAUACAUGUAUAACACACGUACAUGUUCUAAAUGAGCAGAUUCUGAAGGACUAACAAAACAUUGCC